CGCGUGGAUUCUUAGUAGAACUUGUUGAAAAAGUUUUUCAAAUUUUAAUUAAAUAAUUACAAGUCUGCAUGCACUACAAUGGAGCAAUGGUUAACAGAAGGUUUAUCCAGAAUCUUAGGCUUCCAAGUUCCUGAAGAUUUAAUAAGCUAUGUUUUAUCAAUUGAAAACGAGGGUGAUUUAAACGAGUAUUUGAAGACACUUCUUGAUUUCGAAAAUCCACAACACAAGAAUUUUGUGUCUGAAUUAGUCAAAAGAAAAUUCCCAUCCAGAGCAAAUUCCAUUCAAAGACCGCAAAAAAAGAAAAUAUCAAAGAAUAAGCAGCAAAAAACACAAGACUUUGUGUCGGUGGAAGCACCACCUCCUGAGACCGAGCCUGAAGCCAAGUCCAAGAAAAAAACCAAGUUUGUCAACCUUUACUCCCAGGAGGGGAAAAAUGCUCAGGUUGUUUUGUUAAAAGGUCGAAACCACUGUGACUGCCAGGCAUCAAAGCAUGAGCUCAUCAACAACUGUCUACAAUGCGGCCGCGUUGUAUGCAAACAGGAGGGCUCAGGGCCCUGUCUAUUUUGUGGCAACUUGGUCUGUACCCCAGAAGAGCAGAAAGAACUGAAUUUGAAGACCAAAGCCAGCGCUAAGCUGAAGGAGAGCUUAAUGGAACGCGCGAGGCCGCAGGGCUGGCAGGCUGCGCUCAGCCAUAGAGACCGACUGCUAGAGUACGACCGGACCAGCGAGCGCCGCACGCACGUUACACACGACGAUAGCGACUAUUUCAGCGCGAACAGCGUGUGGCUCAACGCUGCUGAGAAGGAGAAACUUGAGAAGUACCAGGAGUCUCUCCACGAGAAGAAACACGCCUCGCGUCUGGCUAAGAAGAUGACCUUUGACUUCGCUGGUCGUCAAGUGGUGGAAGACAACACCAUAGACUAUGACGUAGACGAGGAUAAGAUCCGGGAGAUGAGCGGCGGCAGCGGAACCACAGCUCCUCCCGGGUUCAUCAACCACGCGCUGCUGGGUACAGAUGGUGGCAGGGACGUCGCGCCGGGGGUCAACGCUAGUCUGCUGCAGUUUGAUUCAGCCGUCGAAGGGCAAGGUUACGCGGCGGCGGUGAUGAAAGCGCCGUCUCUGUCCCAAGCUCCAAGAGUUCAGGAUCCAGAGCUUCAAGAGAUGAGCGACACGGGCCGCUGCCUCUCCAUGCACCAGCCCUGGGCUUCGCUGCUCGUGGACGGGAUCAAGAUGCACGAAGGCCGCACGUGGUAUAGCAGUCACCGUGGGCGACUGUGGAUCGCGUCCACCGCUAAGCCGCCCGAUCAAGACACAAUACGGGCCCUGGAGAACCAAUACCGUGUGCUGUAUCCAGAGAAGCAGCUGAAGUUCCCGUCUUUCUACCCGACGGGCUGCCUGCUGGGCUGCGUCACCGUCGACGACUGCCUGCCGCAGGAGGACUACCAGAAGAAGUACCCAGAUGGGGAGAGUGACAGUCCGUACGUGUUCAUUUGUUCGAAUCCCGUCAGCUUGCGGCUCCGGUUCCCGAUCAAAGGACAGCACAAAAUAUAUGCACUGGACAAGACUAUCCACCACGCCGCCAUGAAAUGCAUCCAGAAGAUAAGCAAGAUACAAGCAGAGGAGGCCAAUGCCGACCAGUGGCAACAAUUUCAGUGAAAUAUGUCCCAGUUCAGUAUAUUCCUAAGCGUUUGUUUUUUCAUAAAUAAAGCACAUAAAUUGUUAUGAAAGUCGUUUAUUUACACAGUUAACAACUAAGGUUUUAUUAGUCCCGUUCACUCGCUAUCGCUACACACACAAAAGCAGCCGCACAUUAUAUAGUUCAAUUGUUGCGGUUAUAACCGCGUUACUUGGCCAAUCAUACAUCACAAAUACACGAUUAUCUUAUAAACUAAUAACAAUA
Molecule: messenger RNA, 1900 nt
Organism: Ostrinia furnacalis (Asian corn borer)
Lineage: Eukaryota; Metazoa; Arthropoda; Insecta; Lepidoptera; Crambidae
Product: activating signal cointegrator 1
Exons: 13
Coding region: 79-1656 (525 amino acids)
Biological process (GO): rescue of stalled cytosolic ribosome
Cellular component (GO): RQC-trigger complex; nucleus
Molecular function (GO): zinc ion binding
Source: RefSeq, a predicted model, not a curated record